AUGAUACCAAGCCAGAGCAAACAUUUGGAGACUGCUAUCGAUGACGGCUUAAAGAGUGGUAAUCUCCAAGCCCUGCUUGCAUUCUUGCAAAAGGACAUAUAUGAGGAGAGCACCAUGAAAUGCUCCGAACAGUUUCUUACCAAAUUAGAUAAACUUGUCAGCAGGCGUUUGGAUCAAAAAGAUGCAAAAUCAGCCAGUUUGGGUCUUACUAUCCUCUACAAGUGUGGAAAAAACUUAAAACUACCUGGGGGCCAAGGACUCUCUGAGCUAAUCGCUCAAGGCCUGAUCAAAAAGAUGGUGCAGUGGUUUGAGAAAUGCAGACAACUGUGGAUCCAGUGUGGCCUGCAUUGGGAUGAGACCUUGUUCACACUGUCUGAGGAUUUCUUAAACGUUUUAACGGCGGUACAUGAAACAUGCAAAGAGGGAACAUGGGAAAUUACUGAGUCCUUCCUGUAUCCCAUUGGACAGUUGGCAGUGGACCCCAGAAUCUACAUCCUGAUCAAAAAAGAGGCGAUCCGUAAAUUCAACUUAAUUCUGGACAAAAUCCCAGUGGAGCUCAAGAAAGACAGGAAGAUCCUAACAUCACAGGAGGCCUCAGAUCUCAUGAUCAAACUAGCUGGUCAAAUAUUGGAAGCUGGUGAUUAUGACUUCCAGUCUUCCCUGAUGGAGGCGCUGUUCAGAAUGGCUACUCCUAACCAGAGGAAGGAGCUGGCAGAUCAGUGGUUUAGCAUGGGCCAUGUUGCCAGCGCUUUUGCAAAGAUCAACGAUUCUGAGUUUGAGACGGCUUGCCGCAAGUUUCUGAACAUGGUGAAUGGGAUGCAGGGAGACACGAGAAGAGUGUUUUCUUACCCUUGUUUGGAAGUUUAUCUGGGCAAGUAUGAGCUACUGAUGCCUUCAGAUGAGAAUCUUGAGGAAUUUUGGAUUGACUUCAACCUUGGCAGCCACAGCAUCUCCUUUUACUUCUCCUUGACUGAUGAAGAGACACAGGAGAGCCACUGGGAUACAAUAUGCAUCAAUGAGAAUGAAGUCCAGAGCUACACGGUUACAGGGAAGGGGAAGAGGAAAGUCUUGCAGGUCGAGCUGUCAGAGGUGGUGGUUGUCGGUGCAGUGGAAGGAUCCAGUCUUACCAUCCAUUUCAGCUCCUCUCUGGAUAUCCUGCAGGCUGCUCGUAACGUCUAUGGACUCAGGACAAACAAAGGCACAUCUGUUACGAAAACUACAAUUAAAAUUGUAACGGAAGUGAACAAUACCCAGGUUGUUCCAGAGAGCCAGGUGUCCCUUGGUGAAAGUGAGAAAAGCACUAUCCCCUACCCUUUACCUACCCCAGCAGCACCUGUACAGAUGGUGACCCCUGCCAAGACCAGGAUUUCAGAGUCCACCACCUUAGUUUGCUGCAGUGCAGUAGGAAGUGCACAUAGUGCCAGUUCUGUCGCUGUUAUGCCAUCAAACACACCAGCCAAGAGGAAAGAUAAGCCAUCACUGGAGAUGGUUCGAUCACACCAUGCAACUAUUAAGACUUGUAGCCGUAACACAACACUUGGCCAAGCAAAUACAGUUGGUAUGGAAGAAAAGAGCACAGCCUCCAAACAGGUCAUCAAGAACAAGACAGACAAACACAAAAAGAAGAUAUCAGUGACAGAAGCAGUAGAUUUGAUUCUAUCUGGACAAGAAGAAGAGAAGUUUCUUGAGCAUAGUUUUGUGCCAGACACCCAGCCCAGAAAUGAGAGAAACAUAUCUUCUAGCUGGAACAAAAUGUCAAUUUCUGGGAUGCUAAUGAUGCCCACAAAGAAAAUCAGUUCUCUGCCACCACCUGAGUCUCAUUCAUGUUUAGCAGGACAGCAAGACCACCGUCCGCCCUCAGCGCAGAGAUGGUCAGUUUCAGACUCGAGCCUUGUCCGUCAAAAGGAGCUUCAUGUCGAACUCACCAAGCGCCUGCAGCAGGUUCUCGAUGAGAGGAAUCAAAAUCCUGCACCUCAGGAGCCAGCUGCACUCGAGAGAAAAAUGUCUAAUGUCAGAGGGGACUCUAAAGACAGAAGCUCAGGAGACCAGCGUGUUUCCUCGAUGUGUAUUCCCAAAGAGCAGCAGACUCAGAGAAACAACCCUGCAAAACAGAAGAGCAAAAGCCAGACUUUAUUGAAGGUAGAAGCUGUCACAGUCAAAGCAAAGGAGAGAGGAGAGAACACCUCCGCCAUGUCGACCAGUGGCAUCCACAACUCUUCACUACUUCUCAGCACAACCAAGAAAGGACAACCUGCGGCAAAAAACAAGCGGUAUCUGAAAAAGCAUCUGUUCAGUGACACAGACACAGACAAUGCUCAGACAGAGGUCAGCUGGCUGAGAGAAUCAUCAAGGAAGCAAAAACCCCAAAUUACCAAAUACUCCAGGCAGGCUCCCAUCAAACCCAAAGCUAUCCCACUUCACACAUCAUAUGAAUCUCCAGGAUCACACCAACCCUCUCCAAAAGCUUUGGCAAACAACUCUAAACCCAGUAAGCCAAAGAAGACGGUGAAGCCCGCAGCACCCAGAAGACCACGUGCAGCUGGCAAGAGGCCCAAAAGAGCUGCAGCCACCUCUACCAAAAGUUACAGAGUGCCAGAUACAGAUGACAGCCAGUCAGAACCAGAGAGGCCUCCAACUCCAAAGAAACAUUUUCUAGGCCAGCAAAGGAAGAGUGAGAAGACGUGGUCAGAGGUUCCAGAGGUAGAGAAGAGAAAAAACACCUUCUCUGAGCAAUCCACCAAGAGCUACAUAAGACAAGACAGCAAAAAGCAGUCAGAUUUGAAAAAAACAUCUGGUCUCAAGAGGCCUGAGAAUGUUCUUCAAGAAACUUCGAAGUUGAACAAGAAAAAUGUCAUCUCUGCCCAAGAACAGAUGAGUGCAUUGAAGGAUUCCUGGGCUGCCUGCCAGACCUCUUUCUGUCCGUCGCCUCCUUCCAUCGAGAAGAUGAGAUCUGCCAAGAGGUCAGCCCCAACAUUGGAUUUGACCUGCUUCCCUGUCCUCAGCCCACGGGGAUCCCCACUCCCUGCUUCCCCGAACCCUCUCUGCCAGGACACCCCCUCGCCGAUCCUGCUGCUACCCAAACCUCGCUCCACAGUCAGCAGUAAAGGAAACCGCAAGCCCUCGUCUUUCUACAGUGCAGAAAUGAAGCGCAGCAAAACUCAGUCCGUCCAGUCUGUCCACUCUCUCCCUUCAGUGGGAGGUCGAACCCUUGCACCCAGUCCUCCUGCUAGACCUGGUACAGCAGAGAUGGGUACAGUUCAACAGCGCCCGUCCUCUGCAGCUCAGUCUAAUUUCACUCUGUCCGCUCGGCCUCUCUUGACAUCCACACUCCUUGAGUUGGACAAGCCACCUGUUCCCUCUCCUCCUCAGUCACCGUCCCCUGAAGACAGCGUUAACUGUGGCCACCACUCAGGCUUCAGCAAAGUGUCUUCAGCGUCCCUAGUUUCACUGAGCCAGUCAUCCAUUAAGUCAUUAGUAAUGAGUAGCAGAAUCAAGGGCAGUCCUGCUGCUUCCGUUGCUACGUCUUUUAAAGCAGAGAAAACACCACUUUCAGACCGAGACCUAAAGCUCGCACAGCUUCAUAUGUCAGGACCCAGUCGCAAGCGUCACAUCUCCUUUUCCAGUGAUUCCGAGGAAGAUGAGAAGGAAGGAAGAAAGAUAAGCAAGAUGAGAGAACAGUGUUCUUCUCGGAUGAAGCCAAGGAAAUUGUUCAAAUCCCUCGCUGAUGUGUCUGGUGUGGAUGAGUUGAGCCAGGUGAUGCCUUAUUCCCACAUGAGCUCCAGUCACUGGGAGGCUGAAGUGGUGGACGAAGACAUGGACAUGGAUGAGGAUUUAGAGUUGCCAGAAAGUGCUGUAAACCCCAGUGACCUGUGUCAGAAGUUUAGCUCAGAGCUGAAUAAGAAGUUUCAGAAUUGUUACCAGGUGGAGGUUUACAACAAGCAGUCUAUGCAGACCAUCCAGCAGCACGUCUCCUCCAUUAAUAAGCAAGUCGUCAAACACAGGACUGAAAGGCUUGAAAAGCUUCAGAACGUCCUCUUGGAAAAGGUCAGCGAUUUGGAGCAGGAGGACACAGUGCUAAAAAGCAUGGAGAAAGAUCUGGCUGUGUACUGGAAAAAGCAGAUUGUGGCUUUUCAUUCUUACCAGGAGCAGGAAACCAGGAGAAACGAGGGCCUGAAGAGAGCCCUCCAGAGCAACACGUGUCACAGCUUGGAGUAUGAGGAGAGAAUAUUCACAUCCCAGAUGUGCCUGAUGAGAAAAGACAUGAAGUCAGUUCAGGACAGACUCCUCAGUGAGAUGCUGGAGGGGGAGCUCCAGAGUGUGAAGAGAGGACUGCAUGCUUUGUUUUUCCCGUAGUUCAGCUGCACUGAUUUCAAGGGAAAGUGUUUAUUUUUUCCAUGUU
Molecule: messenger RNA, 4399 nt
Organism: Stegastes partitus (bicolor damselfish)
Lineage: Eukaryota; Metazoa; Chordata; Actinopteri; Pomacentridae
Gene: sycp2
Product: synaptonemal complex protein 2
Exons: 41
Coding region: 1-4353 (1450 amino acids)
Biological process (GO): male meiotic nuclear division; female meiotic nuclear division; mitotic G1 phase
Cellular component (GO): lateral element; condensed chromosome, centromeric region
Source: RefSeq, a predicted model, not a curated record